Vigna unguiculata (cowpea) is the source of this 855-nucleotide messenger RNA. RefSeq lists its product as uncharacterized. Gene Ontology annotation, cellular component: cytosolic large ribosomal subunit; ribosome. The record is from RefSeq and is a predicted model, not a curated record. Lineage: Eukaryota; Viridiplantae; Streptophyta; Magnoliopsida; Fabales; Fabaceae. Gene Ontology annotation, molecular function: structural constituent of ribosome. Gene Ontology annotation, biological process: translation.
UAACAAAAUUUGCACUCUUUUUCUCUCUCAAAAACUCAAAAGUUUGGUCUGCAGCCUCGUAACUGAGCUAAACCCUGGUCUGUGCGGCGGUUCUGUGGAGAGUGCACCGCAAUAAACCUACCGUUGUUAGGGUUUUCAUUUUUUCCGCGAAAAUGACUAAGUUCAGGAAGCUGGGUCGACCCACCGGUCACCGAAUGUCCAUGCUCAGAACCAUGGUUUCGCAGUUGGUGAAGCACGAGCGUAUCGAAACUACUGUGGCCAAGGCCAAAGAGAUCAGACGACUCGCGGAUAAUAUGGUUCAGCUUGGAAAGGAGGGAUCCCAAUGUGCUGCAAGACGUGCUGCUAGUUUUGUGCGAGGAGACGAUGUCCUUCACAAGCUGUUUACAGAACUGGCUUAUCGGUACAAGGAUAGAGCUGGAGGAUACACCAGAUUGCUUCGGACCCGAAUUCGAGUGGGUGAUGCUGCACCAAUGGCCUAUAUUGAGUUUAUUGACAGAGAAAAUGAGCUUAGGCAGGCAAAGCCACCAACUCCUCAGCCGCCACAGAGAGCACCCCUAGACCCCUGGACACGUUCUCGUCUCAGCAGGCAAUUUGCUCCUCCUAAAGAGGAGAAAUCAGGAUCUGAUUUUUGAUUCUAUCGAAAGUAAUGCGGAUACUAUGUUUUUCCGUUCAUAGCAUGGCAUAUCUGAAUUUUGGUCUUGCUUAUUUAAUCUAUCUUCAAAUGGUUUCGAAAAAAAAAAGUAUUCUCUUGCUACUAGAGAAAAUGUUCGUCGCUAUGUAAAAAUAAUUCAACUGAAUCUGUAAUUGACAAAAGAAAAGGAAAAUCUCAGAAUACAUUUAUCUUCCGAAGUUUGA